AUGUACGACAGCGACGGCAUAGAUAAAGACUGGGCUCGCAAGUACAUCUUGGACCCUCUAACUGCUCCUGAGCCCAGCGAAGAAACUGGUCUUGGAUCCCCUCACUACAACCCGCACCGCAUCUCGCUGCAGGCUCUACCAUCUCACACCCGCCAGCGACCAGCAAGCCCAGCUUCAAGCUCAAGCUCAUUUUCAGAUCUUGGCGAUAGAGCUGCAGCCUCUUAUCCUACACCUCCUUCUACAGGCAACCCCGAGCACAAAUUCAGCCAAAGAAAACGGCUGCCGCCUCCACCCUCAGCGAAUCACACGGCUCAACACAGGAAUUUCCAUCCGACAAAUCCGUUUGCCUCUUCUCCGCAGCCGUCUAAUGGCAAAGUUUUCGGGAAGCAGGCCUCUAUGAACCCGCAUAACCGCAGUAACUCAGACUUAGGCCACCAUAGCCAGCCUGGAGCUCACAAACACAGCCACCGCCGUCCUCGUACUCAGUCUCUUGGCGAGCGCUUCCCCGGAGACAUGUCGCAUCGUCCUCUGGAUAUUAUUAUCAAUGAUACCCGCGCUGCUGACCGUCAACGCCGUCACCGACCUCGCGUUUCUGAAACCGACGUCAUCGAUGCUCUCGACACAAUCGGCGGCAUGUAUCACCACGGCGGGCCAUACGAUGCCACCCUUCGGAGCCGAAACCUUGACCCCAGAACCUCGCCGGUUGCUGCGGUGCAAGAGUCAAACAUGGAGGCCUUGCGAGCUACACCUCGGGAAUACGUCAUGGACAGCCUCCGGCAUCACGUUCCUCUCCAGGGUACUUCAACCAUCCCCUCUGGAGAAUAUGACUAUCGCGGGUCUCGGAUGAGUUAUGAAGAAGGCGCCGAUCUCAUGAGGGAACCAGAUGCUCCUGGUGGCCCGUACAAGCGUUAUGCGGACACUAAAUAUCAUCCGGACGAUCUCAAAGGAAAAGGAGAGCCGUCCUACUCGCUUGAGCGGGCGCUAAAGGAGAAGAAGCGUGCCAAGAACGGAGAGCCCGACGAGAUUGAGAUGCAGUCCGGCUUGCGCAGUCGCAACCCUCAUUCUAAAUCCAAGCAUCAGCGUAGCAUGACUGUUGCGCUGCGUGGAAGCUCUUCGGCCACUGGCAAUGCUUACAAUGACUCCGAGCUUGGGCGUCGCAACUCGACUGGCAAGAAAAUAAGUGACAGUUUGAAGCGACGAUGGGGCAGCAUUCGCGGUAGGAAGUGA
Trichoderma harzianum CBS 226.95 is the source of this 1227-nucleotide messenger RNA. RefSeq lists its product as hypothetical. Gene Ontology annotation, cellular component: cytoplasm. The coding region runs from base 1 to 1227 and encodes 408 amino acids. Lineage: Eukaryota; Fungi; Ascomycota; Sordariomycetes; Hypocreales; Hypocreaceae. The record is from RefSeq and is a predicted model, not a curated record. The transcript is spliced from 4 exons.